Messenger RNA from Lytechinus variegatus (green sea urchin), 3476 nucleotides. RefSeq names its product galactosylceramide sulfotransferase-like. The record is from RefSeq and is a predicted model, not a curated record. NCBI's taxonomy places the organism in Eukaryota, Metazoa, Echinodermata, Echinoidea, Temnopleuroida, Toxopneustidae. Gene Ontology annotation, biological process: glycolipid biosynthetic process. Gene Ontology annotation, cellular component: membrane. The coding region runs from base 569 to 1876 and encodes 435 amino acids. The transcript has 4 exons. Gene Ontology annotation, molecular function: galactosylceramide sulfotransferase activity.
UGACCAACAAUCCUGUUAGUAUACUCACUUCAAAAAGUUCCAUAUUAGCUGAGAGCUGAGAGAUUUCAUACUAGAUUUCAUGCCAAAUUUCAUGCUUGAUAAAGUUCUUAUGAUAGUCUGUGUAUCAGCAUAAUAUAGCGUGUGGUCAAUGUUUCGAUCCUGCCGGAAAUUGUGCAUCAUAUCUUUUACCGCAUGAGGCGGCGACGUACUGGGAGCACCCUUAAAUGAAUGAUUCACACUUUCUCUCGCUUUCCUGAGGAAAAGAAGGGUUUCAAGCGUUGCACAGCGGAAAGAGGACUCAUGAUACAGUACACCCUAACGCUGUGAUAUAGGCGGCAUCCAUGUCAUAGUCGUGUGUCCUGUAUUUAGGAACCUCAUGAUGGAGAGAAAGCAUCUGUCGGGCCAAUACAGAGGGUACAGAGGUCUCUAACCAUGGUGGAUUUAUAUUUCACAUUCAGGAUACUUGCCAGACUGGAAUUGGAUUAACCCACACACAGUUGAUGGGAACUUGGAAUGAAAUAUAUCUGACGGUCUCAUAGUGGGAAGAAUCCGUCCAUCCUUGCUUUGGAUGCAAGUCUUUCCGGUGGGGUCCAUCACAGAUGACCCAUUGACAAUGAAAGAAGCACCAAAAUCAAAGAAGACCAGACUGAUGUUCUUUUCAACUCUGGUCAUAGUAACUACCGUUUGGUUAAUACUUUGGACAACGUCUCCUGAUCAUGGUCAUUUGACAUGGCAAGAAGAUGUAUCAUCCACGCCUGCAUUGUGCCAUCCUUCAACAAUCAGGGAAGUCCAACCUACACUUCACAACAACUGUACUGCAGGGUGCUGCCCUCAACACCGGAUAGUAUUUAUAAAAACCCACAAGACUGCUAGCAGUACCACGGCAUCCAUUCUUGAACGCUAUGGCUACCGCCACAAUCUAUCUUUUGCAGUUCGUCCAGCAGGUCACAUUAUCGCACAGAAUGUACUAUUUCACCGAUCCCUUGUCGCCGACUUUGAAUCAUCGACCAAGAACAGUUGCUCAAAUGAUGACGGGGGGUUCGACAUGCUGACGAACCACGCCAGGUAUAAUAGACCAGAAAUGGAAGCCGUGGUCCACCAUGCCAAAUACUUAACAAUUCUUCGAGAACCAACGGCACAGUUCGAAUCGGCCUUUGGCUACUUCCAUGUAGCUGAAAAGCUUGGUUUGUCAAGGUAUGAUAAUCCAAUUGAAGAAUUCAUGAAAAAUCCCGAAACAUACCUUAACAUGAGAACUUUUGAUUACUAUUGGCAGUCUAUGAAAAAUCAGCAACUUUUUGAUCUGGGUCUUGACCAUAAAGACCACGAUGACGAAUACAUCGUGGAUUAUAAAAUACAAACUCUUGAGAAAGAACUUGACUUAGUCAUGUUGACAGAGUAUUUCCCUGAAUCAAUAGUCCUUCUCAAGAAGUUGCUUUGCUGGGACUUCGAUGACAUGUUGUACAUGUCUAACGGAGUCCGGAGUAAGUCACUUCGUUACUCAAUAACACCUGAACUACGCGCAAAGAUCCGAAACUGGAAUUGCGCCGAUGCCAAACUCUAUGAUCAUUUCAACCAAACAUUCUGGAAAAGGGUCAAGGAAUACGGACCCGAAUUUGACAAAGACCUCGCUACAUUCCUAAGAAAGCAGAAAGAACUGGAGAAUGAAUGCAUUGAUUUAAGUGCAACGCAGGAUAUGAGCCGAGAAAUAGUUUACCAUUUGAAAUCAAAUGCAAGCACGAGGUGUAAAGAUAUUCUUCGCGGAGAUGUAGAUUAUACAACCCUUAUACAAGAUCGGAUGAGGGAAAAUGGUCAAUUGUCAUCAAAAUUCUCGUUUACAUAUCUCCGUGAUGUUUACAAUUCAAUCUUUCCUGUUUAGCUGCUUGUUGUACCAUGGGCGAUGCUAGAUGGUAGUUAGAGGACAAAUCUGAAAUAUCACUUGUUUUCUCUUCCACAUGUUUUUUUUAACAGUUAUAUGACUUGUUAAACAAGUUACGAUGUUAUCAAUGUGCUUUUGAGGGCUUUGAAAGUUUUCGAACAAAUACAGUUAUUUUAUUAUGCAAAAGUUAAAGGAUUCGCUAUUUUUAAAUGAAAUUUGAUUCCUACUGAAAUACAAUACAUCUGAAUAACUUCAUACGUGUUUACUGCGAUCUUCAUUUUCUGGAAAUAUUAUUUACAGUCAUGUUUAAAGUGAAUAAAUGAAAUGGUAUCUACUUGGCAAACAUUUUGGUGAAAUAACAAGCUCAGAUGGUCCAAAAUGCAUUUCACUUUUUAAAACCUCUAGAAAGGGUAAACGAGUGCCGCCAAUGUCUGAAGUCCUAAAAGUGUUGAAGCUUACUUGAUACACGAAAAUCAAAGAGUUUGAGCAAUCGUGACAAUUGAUUCGACAGGAGUUAUGACAUUGGCUGAGCUCGAAGGGCCAUUUUGAACCGGUUCUCUAGGAAUUAUGAUUUGAUGGAAAAGUGAUAAUAAAGAUUCUAAAUAAGAUUCUAAAAAAUUGAUGAAACAUACAAAGUUAUGACUUCUUAUAAUAUUUCAAUGAUUCCGAAUGUCUGUUCCAUGCAUGUAAAAAAAACACAGAAUAAUUACUACUGAUUUUCAAUAAGAUCGCAAUCGUUGCACAUUACUUUGCAACAAGGAGAUAAUGUAUGAAUAAAAAACAUAAUUAUGAAGUAUAAUUUCUCAUGAUUUUGUGGUAUUGUAAUUCAGUAGGGCUCAAGAUGCGUUCGAAGUACAGGGUUCCUUAACGUAUCGUAUGCUGCUAAUUUGUUUUUUAAUGUUCAGUAUUAUGUGUACAUCUUAGCAGGUUCAGGCCGAUAUCCAUUUUCCAUUUGCGUGUAUAUAUUGCGUCUUUGCCUCAAAUUGUAGGCCUGUAUUUAUUUUGAACGUUGUUUUGCAAGUUUGUAUUGUUUUUUAGAUACAUUAUGCUAGUCACACUAUAUGAAACCGACUCCAAACCGACCGAUGGUUUGUCUAGCUUUGAUCGGUCUGGAGUCGGUUGAGGGGUGAAACUGCCCUCAUUGCCAUGAAUUUAGUGUGAGAAUUCAAAGUUUUAGCGGAUUUUGCCUCUUGUUGGUCUCAUUCAAAUUUUACAACAGAGCUCUUCUAUUUCAAAGCAAACAUCUAAGUUUUCUAACGGAGAACUAUGAUUUUCUAAUGAGUAAUGGUGCAAUAUUUUAUUUUCUCGGCGAAUAUAUAAUACUGUAUUAUGCAUAGUAUAUUGUAUUUUGAGUGGUGCUGCAUUCGCAUGAAUUUAAUGACUGAUAUACCAGAAUUAAUGCAUUUUUUGGAAUGUCAAACAGUUGGUAAUAGUAUGUAUACAAUAUUGCAGUAUUUCUAUGUAUAUACAACCUUAAUUUGUAUUAUUAUCAUGAUUAUUAUAUGCACUGAUACUAAGUGUUCAAAUUAGCCUGUCAUCUUAUGAAGGAAUAUCCUGAGGGUGACAUAGCUAUAAACGACUAUCGUCGUAUAUACACGUA